AUGUCUAAAAGUACGCUGAAGGCUUUGCUAAAACGUGAACGGCAGUUAUAUGUUAUUUUUGAUGGUACGGAUAGAUUCAUCCAAACCUAUCAGAUUGAUAGUGAUCGGUGUCAAUUAAGUUCGAGAUUGCAUGUGAUUGAUACUGUGUACAGUGAGUUUUUUGAAAUACGGAGCAAAAUUGAACUUUUGCUGGAUGAAGCGGAUGAGAAAGAGCAGAAAGAUGCUGACAGUGAAGUCAAAGGAGAGAUCGCCAAGCAACGUGAAGAGGAAAACGACAAGGUUCUACAGCAAUUCGAUGACCGAUACUUCGCGAUCCGAGGUGACCUCCUUAGACUCCAAGGUGAUAAGGAUGCCUUAGGUGUGAACGCAACCAGCAUCAGUCAGAGUCAGUCUGCGUCAGGGAAUACUUCAAGAGUAAAGCUGCCAGAGAUACGUUUGCCGUCCUUCAGUGGAAAAAUAAGAGAGUGGAUUACAUUCCGGGAUUCCUUCCGAAGCCUUAUCCAUGACAACGAGCAUCUGACGUCUAUGGAUAAGUUCACGUACCUUCGUUCCUCUCUACAGGGUGAUGCACUGAAGGAAAUCAACAACAUCGAGCUUUCAGAGGCAAACUACGACGUCGCCUGGAAAACUUUGCAAGUUCGUUAUGAAAAUAAGAAGCUGAUUGUGAAGGCUCAUCUCGACGCUCUUUUCGCCCUCGAACCGCUUAAAAAGGAGAAUUAUGACGGUCUGAACUUCCUCAUCAGCGAGUUUGAGAAAAACUUGAUGAUGUUACAGAAAAUCGGAGAGCCAACGGAGUCUUGGAGCACAAUAUUAGUCUACAUGUUGUGUUCUAGACUAGAUUCUGCAACAUUGCGCCAAUGGGAGACGCAUUACGGGUCUAAGGAGGUCCCAACGUACGAAGAGCUGCUUCUGUUCUUGCAAGGUCACUGCUCUGUUCUCCAAUCAAUCACCUCUGCAAGAAAUCCACCAUCCGAAGCCCGUCAGACGAGAUCAACAGUUUGUAAUACAACCAUCAGAUCAGUUUCACGUUGUCCGUUCUGUGCAGAUCCAUGGCACUCACCGUUCCAGUGUGGCAAAUUUCAUCGGAUGAAGGUUCCCGAGCGAAUGGAUGCUGCUAUUCGCAACAAGUUGUGUCGGAAUUGUUUGAUGCCAGGCCACUUCUACCGAAAUUGUGAACGAGGUUCUUGCCAUCAUUGUCAGCAGAAGCACCACAGUAUGUUACAUUCUAGAUCCUCCGUUCCACAGCCGCAGUUUUCGGCACAAUACCGACAGCAGAGUCAAACGCGUUCGGCGCAACAAAUACCGUUUCAACCGCAACCGCAGCCAAUGAAUCAACAGCAACAACACAACUCAAGACCAAUACAGCAUGCGCACACCACAACACAGCAUGCACAAACCCACUCACACAACACAAACACAAAUCCAGACAACGCACAAGCCACCACAAGUCAGAAUUACGUAGCACUUCCGUUUACACCGUCUCGUAAUAUUUUACUGUCCACGGCGAUGAUCCGAGUCAAGGAUCGUUUUGGAAAUACACUUCUGGCACGUGCGCUGCUAGAUUCGUGUUCUCAGCAUUGUUUAAUGACACGUGAAUUCUCUCGUCGGCUGAAGUUCCAUGAAACCCCUACGUUUUUGUCGGUGCAAGGCAUUGGCUCCUCUCAAAUGGUUUCAACGAAGUUAGUUUCCGCAGAAGUUGGUUCUAGAUCCCCCAGAAUUUCUCAGUUUAAAGAAUGGAUGCAAUUUUUUGUACUGCCAAGGUUAACAGUUGAUCUGCCUACUGCUGCUUUUGAUCCUUCGAUCCUUACGCUGCCGAGUUCGGCCUGUUUAGCAGAUCCUGGGUUUUAUGAGUCUGGUCCAAUUGAUGUUAUUAUUGGAGCCGAAUUUUAUAUGGAUUUAUUGUCGGAUGGAAGAAUGAAGCCGUUAGAGAACGGCCCCACAUUACAGAAUACAGUUUUUGGUUGGAUUGUGUCUGGUAGAUUGCCCAAUAAUCAAAAUUCAGUUUCUCAGUCAGAAGUUUAUGUCUGUUCAGUCGGUGAUAUUCAAGAUCAGCUCACACGUUUUUGGGAGCUCGAAACAUGUCAUGUUCGCAGCGUUCAGUCGAUUGAAGAGUCAGCUUGUGAAGAGAUUUUUAAGAAUACUACUGUCAGAGAUGAGUCAGGAAGGUUUGUUGUAACUUUGCCUAAAAAAGAAGGUUUUUUGAAUCGGAUUGGAGAUUCCAGAGUUAUCGCCACGAAACGGUUUUUGAGUUUGGAGAAACGAUUAUCAAUGGAUUCUGAAAUGAAAAGGUCGUAUUCUGAAUUUAUUCAUGAGUAUCAGAGUCUUGGUCAUAUGUCAGAAGUUAUCGACAGCUCAAGUCAGUUGAAUGAAGUUUGCUACUAUUUGCCGCAUCACGCAGUUCUUAAGCCCGAAAGUACCACGACAAAGUUACGGGUGGUUUUCGACGCUUCCUGUAAGUCGUCGACAGGAGUCUCGUUGAAUGAUGCGCUUAUGGUUGGCCCGGUUGUACAAGAUGAGCUGAUCGAUAUUGUUUUGCGAUUCAGAUUGUGUCAGUUUGCGAUUGUGGCAGAUAUUGCCAAAAUGUACCGUAUGAUCCAAGUUCAGAAAUCAGACCAAAAAUUGCAGAAAGUUCUUUGGCGAGACUCCACCGAUCAACCCCUUCGCACUUACGAGUUGUUAACAGUAACUUACGGAACAGCGUCAGCGCCUUACUUGGCAACAAAGUGUUUGCAAGUCCUAGCCGAUCAGGGUUCUAAAACUCAUCCCUUAGCGUCGAAGAUUUUGAGUCGUUGUUUCUACGUCGAUGAUAUGCUUGCUGGAGUUGACAGUAUCGAAGAAGGUGUACAGUUAGUCAAAGAAAUGUCAGAAUUGAUGGACUCAGCAGGUAUGUCUUUGCGAAAAUACGUUUCGAACAGCUCAGAAAUACUCCUAGAACUCCCUGAAAAUCUUCGAGAUGAACGUUCGGUUUUGGAGCUUGAUUCAUCAAGCUCGACGGUGAAAACUUUGGGAUUGUUAUGGGAACCAGAGUCAGAUGUUUUUCGGUCUAGUACCCCAAGUUGGAAGAGUUCAGCACCCAUUACGAAAAGGUCAAUUUUGUCAGAUGUUUCCAAGUUAUUUGAUCCAUUGGGAUUAGUAGGUCCUGUGAUUAUUCAGGCAAACAUUUUCGUUCAAGAGCUUUGGAAACUACAAUGCGGAUGGGUUGAUGAGCUUACCGAAGAUUUGAAAAGCGCUUGGGAUGAAUACAGAAGAAAUUUGAUUGGGUUAGAUAAUGUGUCAGUACCACGAUGGGUUGGUGUCAGUAAAAAUGUCAGUUCAUUACAAAUACAUGGAUUUUGUGAUGCGUCAGAGAAGGCCUAUGGGGCCUGUAUUUAUGUCAGAACUGUGUCAGAAUCGGGAGAAACUGUUGUUCAAUUGAUGACCUCAAAAUCACGAGUCGCUCCUUUAGAGAAUCUCCAGAAAAAGAAGAAACGUCAGUCAAUUCCAAGGCUGGAGUUGUCGUCUGCAUUACUGCUUGCUCACCUGUUUGAGAAGAUCGUGAAAGGCACGGAGCUGUCUUCUUUCAAAUCGUUUUUCUGGACAGACUCGAUGAUAGUCAAAUGUUGGCUUGCAUCUUCACCGUCAAGAUGGACUAAUUUUGUGGCAAAUCGGGUGUCCGAAAUCCAGCAUAUUACACGGUCGGGCGUGUGGAGUCAUGUCGCAGGCACAGAAAACCCAGCGGAUAUCAUAUCGCGAGGAAUGACCCCCGCUCAGUUACAGUAUCAGUCUCUUUGGUUUCAUGGUCCCAGUUGGUUACAAUUGGAGGAAUCGCAUUGGCCUCAACCUCAACAAGUUUGUCCAGAAAUACCCAGUUCCAUGCUCGAAGAGAGAGGAGCUGUCACUGUCGUCACUGAUUCUUUGACAACCAAUGAGAUAUUUGAAUUGAGAGCCUCACUUGUAGAUUCAAUUCGGUUGACCGCGUACUUUUUGCGAUUUCGUUUCAAUGCGCAAAAGUGUAACAACAGUAACAGAAAAGUCGGAUAUUUGGCAGCCUCAGAGUUAGAAGAAGCCCUUCAGUGCUUAGUCAGAUUGUCCCAAAAAGAAAGUUUUCCGAAAGAAUAUGCAGAUUUGUUGAAUAACCGUCAGAUUUCAAUCAGUUCAAAGUUGCUGUCUCUCAAUCCACGCAUGAUGAAUGGAAUAAUUUGUGUCGGUGGUCGAUUAGAGAAUGCAGCAAUCUCUGAAACGAGAAAACAUCCGUUUAUAUUGGAUUAUAAACAUCCGCUUACCAGAUCAGUCAUGUCGUAUUACCAUCAGAAGUUGUUUCACGCUGGACAGCAGCUGUUGAUCGCAACAGUUCGUCAGAAGUUUUGGCCAAUUCAUGCAGGCAGUUUGGCUCGGUCAGUAAUCCAUAAUUGCAUACGUUGUUUUCGUGCUAGACCCAAAAUUCAAGAGCAGCUUAUGGCUGAUUUACCCCCGGAAAGAGUGACACAAAACCCAGUAUUUCAACGUGUGGGAGUAGAUUACUGCGGCCCAUUCCUUGUCACUUACCCCCAACGGCGAUGUCGCCCGGUGAAGGUAUUUGUAGCCAUUUAUGUGUGUCUGGUUACGAAAGCUGUGCAUCUUGAAGUCGCGUCAGAUUUGUCAACAGAUGGGUUUCUUGCCACUUUCAAACGGUUUUGUGGCCGAAGAAGCACGCCAAGUUUGAUUAUGUGCGAUAACGGCAGAAAUUUUGUUGGAGCCAAACGGAAACUCGACGAACUUUCCAAGUUAUUCAGCGAGAAUAGUUUCCAAGAAUCGGUUGUAAAGCACUCAGCAAACCAGGGGAAAGAAUUUAAGUUUAUCCCAGCUCGAUCACCCAAUUUUGGUGGACUUUGGGAGUCAGCAGUGAAGUCGUUCAAAUCACUCUUGAAGCGCACUAUUGGUACACGCACGUUGGGUCUAGAAGAACUGCAGACUGUCGUUGUACAAAUUGAGGCAAUUCUAAAUUCACGUCCGCUCACUCCGUGUAGUAACGAUCCAAACGAUUUUGAAGUGCUUACUCCUGGUCAUUUCUUGGUUCAAAAAUCGCUCACUGCACCCCCAGAACAGAACUGGGAAGAUAUACCAGAAAAUCGUUUAAACGUAUUUCACAGAAUGGAGAAAACUGCUCAACAAAUUUGGAAAAGAUGGUCAAUUCAAUACUUGUCUGAUCUGCAUAACAGAACGAAAUGGUCAAAACAGCGAGAUAACAUCAAGGUCGGAACAAUGGUAGUUCUUAAAGAGGACAAUUUACCACCGUUACAGUGGGCAAUCGGAAGAGUGUCAGAAAUUCACCCUGGGUCAGAUGGUAAUGUCAGAGUUGUAACUGUUCGAACGCAAUCUGGAAGUUACCAAAGAGGCAUUUCGAAGAUAUGCAUCUUACCAAUUCGUGACAAUGAUGUCACACCGGAGAAAGAACAACAGAGUUAG
Messenger RNA from Uranotaenia lowii, 5424 nucleotides. RefSeq lists its product as uncharacterized. NCBI's taxonomy places the organism in Eukaryota, Metazoa, Arthropoda, Insecta, Diptera, Culicidae. Gene Ontology annotation, biological process: DNA integration. Bases 1 to 5424 code for a protein of 1807 amino acids. Gene Ontology annotation, molecular function: nucleic acid binding. The record is from RefSeq and is a predicted model, not a curated record. The transcript has a single exon.